Messenger RNA from Prorocentrum cordatum, 228 nucleotides. The record is from the annotation of a GenBank genome assembly. Lineage: Eukaryota; Dinophyceae; Prorocentrales; Prorocentraceae.
AUGCCCGUUCACGAUGCCGAUGCGCUGGCAGCGCAGGGGGCCGCGCUGGAGCUCUGCGAGGAGCGGGCGGCGGACUGCGAGGAGCGCGUCCAGGCCGAGCAGCUCGCCGCGCAGAGCCGGCGGCUGGAGCAGCUGCGGCGGUCGGACUUUCAUCACCGACUGCGCAUGCGUGCACCGAUCCUGGCCAGGCGGGUCGAGGCGGUGGACGCAUCGCUGGGCGCCGUCGAG